AUGCCACCCGCCCUCAUAGGCAUUCCACCUAUCCAUUUCGGACCCUUCGUUGUGACCACCCAGGUCUUCCACCUAACCCCCACAACCUUCGCCCUCGUAAACCUCAAGCCCAUCCUCCCGGGCCACGUCCUAGUCUCCCCGCGCCGCAUAGUCCCCCGCGUCGCCGACCUCACCCCCUCCGAAACAACCGACCUCUUCCUCACAGUCCGCCGUGUAGGUCGGAUGAUCGAGCGCGUAUAUGGUGCGAGUAGUCUGAAUAUUGCGAUCCAGGACGGGGUGGAUGCGGGGCAGAGCGUGCCGCAUGUGCAUGCGCAUGUUAUUCCGAGGCAGAGGAGCGAUUUGGAUCAUUUGGGGGGGACGGAUGCGAUUUAUGACAAGUUGGAUGGGGAGGAGGGGGAUGUGGGGAGGAUUCAAAAGGAGGAGGUGAAGAAGCAGCUAGCGCAAGAUGAUGAGGGUGGGAGACGGACAAAUUUCCCGGCUGUUGAUAAUGAUGCGAGGAAACCAAGGGGUAUGGAGGAGAUGGAGGCCGAGGCUACCAUGUUGGCAAGGGAGAUGGAGAAGGAGCCGCUGGAUUGA
Aspergillus ruber CBS 135680 is the source of this 576-nucleotide messenger RNA. Its product is annotated as HIT family protein. Lineage: Eukaryota; Fungi; Ascomycota; Eurotiomycetes; Eurotiales; Aspergillaceae. Gene Ontology annotation, molecular function: catalytic activity. Bases 1 to 576 code for a protein of 191 amino acids. The transcript has 3 exons. The record is from RefSeq and is a predicted model, not a curated record.